This is a messenger RNA of Musa acuminata AAA Group (dessert banana), 1722 nucleotides long. RefSeq names its product WAT1-related protein At4g19185-like. Gene Ontology annotation, molecular function: transmembrane transporter activity. The transcript has 7 exons. Bases 361 to 1512 code for a protein of 383 amino acids. Lineage: Eukaryota; Viridiplantae; Streptophyta; Magnoliopsida; Zingiberales; Musaceae. Gene Ontology annotation, cellular component: plasma membrane. The record is from RefSeq and is a predicted model, not a curated record.
UCGAUCUGUAAAACCCUAAAAAGCUUUAAUCGACGGAGGGGGCGGUUUCCAGGAUAAUUCAAGGUCUUAUGUGUUCAUCGCAAUGCAGUUUGGGCAAAUUCUUCUUCCUUUCCCUUCGCCUUGGAUCACUCGAUCGUCUCUUAUCCCUUGCGCGCGAGCCGCCUUCGUCCACCGAGAUCUUCUUGACGUCUUUUUCUUGGAUGCGUAAACCUGUUUUGUUGCGCUUGUCUCCCUCCAGAAGCCUCCAAUUUCUGAUCCCCAGACCUUCACCUUUGAUCUGAUCGGCCCAAUAUUAUAUUGUGUGAGGAGGAAGAAGAGGAGAGAGAGAGAGAGAGAGAGAGAGAGAGAGAGAGAGAUAGGAUGGUGGUGCGACCGGUGAUGAGGAGGAACGAGGUGAUGCGGGCGCACCUGGGGAUGGCGCUAGUGCAGAUGGCGUACGGCGGCUACCACGUGCUGACCAAGUCCGUGCUCAACGUUGGCAUGAACGAGGUGGUCUUCUGUGUCUAUCGCGACCUCGUCGCCAUCUCCAUCCUUGGUCCCUUCGCCUUCCUCCAACACCGCAGAAGUAUCCGCCUUCAACUGAAUCGGCGCCUCUUAACAUCAUUUUUCCUUCUUGGUUUUACUGGGAUAUUUGCAAACCAGCUUUUAUUUCUUCUUGGUCUAAGCUACACAAACCCAACUUAUGCAUCAGCUAUUCAGCCUGCAAUACCAGUCUUUACAUUCAUCUUGUCUGUAGUAUUGGGCAUUGAGACAAUAGACUUGGGUGCAAGUGAAGGUCGCAUGAAGGUUGUAGGGACACUUGUCUGUGUCUCUGGUGCAAUACUAAUGGUUCUUUACCAAGGUCCAGCUAUAGUUGGAUCCAUUGUUUAUGAUAUGUCUUAUCAUAAUGCAGUAGGCAUGAAGCCUCAGCCUGAACCAAUUGGGUGGUUAACAUCUGGUCCUCUUGGAUUUGGGCUUGAGAAGUGGCACAUCGGUGUCCUGUGCUUGAUAGGGAACUGCUUCUGCAUGGCUGCUUAUUUUGUUUUACAGGCUCCAGUGUUGAGAAAAUAUCCUGCCAGUUUGUCUUUGACAGCGUACUCUUACUUCUUUGGGGCUUUAUUGAUGGUAUUGGCUGGAAUAUUUAAUACCAGUGAUUAUACAGAAUGGAUGUUGACCCCACCGGAGAUAAUUGCUGUCUUAUAUGCUGGAAUUGUUGCAUCUGCUAUCAACUAUGGGAUAAUGACAUGGUCCAAUAAAAUUCUAGGACCUUCAAUGAUAUCCCUAUACAAUCCUCUUCAGCCGGCAUCAUCCACUUUAUUGUCAAUGAUUUUCCUUGGAAGCGCCAUUUAUCUUGGAAGCAUCGUCGGGGGGAUUUUGAUCAUUAUUGGCUUAUACUUGGUCACUUGGGCUCGCUACAAGGAGACGGAAUCAGAGUCUGGGUUCAUUUGUGGGCAUCAUGACUCUGCAUCUCUUGAAGAUAUAUCGCUUAUGAAGAAACAGGAUGCUUCUUCGAGCUUCUCUGCGAUUCCCUAGGCUAAGUGUUGCCUCAUGCACCGUGAUAAGUUUUCCCUUUUAGUUUACUGUGUUGUUUUUUUCCAGGUUAUUAAGAUAGAAAAAAAUCUAGAUGCAAGAGUUUUUUAUAUAUAUAAAAUAUAUGCUCGAGGCAAAAGAAAUUGUGGCUACUGUUCUUUUAUUGUUUACAUUUCCAUGAGAAAGAAAUACAAAUUAUCAUCAUCAUCAUCA